Molecule: messenger RNA, 402 nt
Organism: Aspergillus chevalieri
Lineage: Eukaryota; Fungi; Ascomycota; Eurotiomycetes; Eurotiales; Aspergillaceae
Exons: 1
Coding region: 1-402 (133 amino acids)
Source: RefSeq, a predicted model, not a curated record
AUGUCGCUCAAUCUGGUUGGCUAUGAGAGCUCUGAUGGUGAUGGCCAUCAAGAGCUAUCAUCAUCCAUGUCUAUUGCGCCCAGUGAACUGCACAAUCAGACCCCCCCAGUCAAUGAGACGUUUCCCACCAGAGAAGUCGCUAUGAAAUUCUUCAACCAACGAAACAAGCUCUACAGAGAUAUGGAGAUGGAUGGGGUUGUGAGACCCACUGCUGCAGAGGAGCACUCGCAAGGACGACUUUUAGGAGAACCCAGAGCUACCAGGGCGCUCCUACAAUUCCUAGCCAGUACCAGUGUAGCUCUACCCCGAGCACACCUACAGCGAACGGCGGAAAGGGCCCGGAGAGAUGAUGAAUGGGGACUGGAAGCAUUGGAGAAGGCAAUUAGAACAGGAGAAGGGUAG